Molecule: messenger RNA, 3607 nt
Organism: Saprolegnia diclina VS20
Lineage: Eukaryota; Oomycota; Saprolegniomycetes; Saprolegniales; Saprolegniaceae
Exons: 9
Cellular component (GO): WASH complex
Molecular function (GO): metal ion binding
Source: RefSeq, a predicted model, not a curated record
UUCGGCGUGUGACAUCAAGCCGAGGAGGACUACGGUACAUGACGACGGUGCUGUACGAAGUCUACGAGAAGAAGCGCCGCAACGUCCACGGCUGGAGCAGCGAGCUCCUCGCGGGCGAAGGAACCAACUUCUCUGAAGCUGCCGACGGCAAGGGCGCGCUCGGGAAGGCCAUCGUCUCGCUCGAAACGGCGCGGCCACCGACGGGCUACCGCUUCGCCACAGACGGGCCCGGCUGGAACGUCGGCGAGUGGAGCUACGGCAAGAGCUUCAAGCACAUUGGGCUGCGCUCGCGCGCCGAGCAGCCCCUCGACACGUGCCGAUGGCGGAAACAUAGCCAUGCACUCGAAAGCCUCACGACGCUCGAGUUUGGGCGCGAGCCGACGUGCAGCGGCUGCGAGAAGACAUUCAACCUAAUGCGCCGGCGACACCACUGCCGCGGCUGCCACGUCGCUGUCUGCAAAGAGUGCUCGCGCAAGGCCAGCGACCGCAGCAACCCGUCGAUGACCCGCCCGCAGUGGUUCUGCCUCCCGUGCCUGGCGACCAACCCGAUGCUCGAGGCGGCGCAGAGCGGCGCGCGCGGGACGCUCAUGCGCCGGCAGUCGCAGGCCAUCCCGAUCCCGCGCCUCGAAGCCAUGGCCAGCAUCAAGAGCAUGAAGUUUUGCAUCGAGUGCGGGUACGAGCUGCCACCGCACGUCAAAUUCUGCAUCGACUGCGGCGCAGGCCAGCACGCUCAGAGCCGACCGUCUCGCGAGAGCAGCGCAGACGAGCUGCGGGGUAUCUUUGUCACGCCGCCCGCCGAGCCCUCGCCGCCCGCCAAGAUCGAGCCCGUCGAUGUCUCACCGACAGCGUCGGCCGUCGAGUCGGUGCCCGAGUCCGAGCCAGCGCCUGCCGAGCCCGAGACGCCGACGCCCGAAACCACGACGCCCGACUCGUCCGAUGCGGCGCCUGUCGCGGACGCGCUCCAAACCGAGAACGAGCACUUGCGCGAGAUGGUCGAGAAGCUCCAGCGCAAGUUGGCGCGCACCGAGGCCAAAGCGAUCGCGCAGGUUGAGUCCCAGGCGCAGACUAUCGCGACGCUCGAGCACAAGCUGCAAGCUGCUGCGACCGCACCUGCCUCUGCUUCGGCGCCCGCUGCCGUUGCGGCGGGUGGUGGCACCCUUGUCAAGGACCACCCUGACUACGCCAAGUUCUUCAAGCUUCUCUCGAUGGGGCUGCCUGCGGAGCAGGUCAAGAUGAAAAUGCAGCAAGCCGGCGCCGACCCCAACUUGCUCGACACGCCCGAUGCACUCAUCAGCGAACCGCCUGCCACCGCAGCCGCUGGCGCCGUCACGGUCAAGGACGACCAGCGCUACGCCAAGUUUUUCAAGCUCGCGAAAAUGGGUAUGCCCGCCGAGCAGAUCAAGUUAAAGAUGGGGGCCGAGGGGCUCAACCCCGACCUCUUCGACACACCGGACGCGGUCCUUGGCGACGGCACCGCCGUCAAUUCGCCGCCGGCGCCGGCGACGGACGACCCGGUCGUCGGCAAGUAUUUAAAGCUGCUCAAGAUGGGCAUGCCGCUCGAGCAAGUGCAACUCAAGAUGCAAGCGAGUGGCGUCGACCCAGCGCUGCUCAAAGGCGCGACCACGAUGGCGCCGUCUGCUGCACCAGUGAUGCCGUCGGCCCCCAAGCUCGGGGACCUCCAAAACAUGCUCGCCAAACGCCCCAGCGUCAAGAAACCCGAGGAGCCGCCGGCGCUGCCCAAGAAGGAAAGCAAGAAGCCGGGUACCGAGAUGCGGUCGCUCUUCUGGACGCGCAUCCCUGUCAACGUCGUCAAGAGCACUGUCUGGAACAAGCUCUCGGACGACGCUGUGCCACUCGACCCGUUCGAUAUGGAGCUCUUUUUCCGGAAAAACCCGACCAACGAUGGCAAGAAGGACGAGGACAAUUUCAAAAAGAAAAAGGAGUCGUCGACGGUGCUGCUCCUCGACUCGAAGACACAGCAGAACGUCGGCAUUGCGAUCGCGCGCUACAAGCUGACGCCAUCGGAAGUGAAAGCGGCGCUCUUGGCGCUCAACACGAGUGUCUUGACGAGCGACCACGUGACGUCGCUCAUUACGCUGGCGCCGACGCUCGAAGAGCAGGACAUUUUGAAAAACUACGACGGACCGCUCGAGGUCCUCGGCGCCGUCGAAAAGUUCUUUCUCGAAAUGCUCACGAUCCCGCGCUACACGCAGCGCAUCAAGUGCUUCAAGUUUUACAUGCAGUUUGAACACCGCGUGCUCGACAUCCAAGCGCAGAUCGACACGCUGAGCGCCGCGACGGACCAAGUCGCCGACUCGACGCGCCUCACCAAGAUCCUCGAGACGGUGCUCGCGAUCGGCAAUUAUAUGAACGGCGGCACGGCGCGCGGCGGCGCCUACGGCUUCAAGCUCGAAGCGCUCGGGAAGCUCCAUACGAUCCGGUCGGUGGACCCGAAAGUGACGCUGAUGAACUUUUUGGCCCGCCACUUGGAGGCGACGCAGCCAGAUCUUAUUGCGUUUGCAGGCGAAGUGCCGCACAUUGUGGAAGCCAAGCGCAUGUCGCUCGACCAAGUCAAGGCCGACAUUACCGGCUGCACGUCGGAGCUUGCGAUGCUCCAGGGCCAGGUCCAAGCGUCCAAGGCGAAUACGGACCCGGCCGACAAGUUUUACGAAAUCAUGGCGCCGUUCGUCAAGGAGGCGGCCGAGAUUGUCGAUGAGAUGAGCCGCGACUUUCAGGCGCUCGAAGGUGCCUUCUCGGAGCUCGUGGCGUCGUUUGGCGAAGACCCGCGCAAGUUUGGCGCCAUGGAGUUCUUCAGCGUCCUCGACGACUUUCGCACCGAGCUCAAGAAAGCGUACCGGCAAAACCAAAGCAAAGAGUACGGUACGAUCUGGGACCACGCGCAAAAAGCCAAGGAGGACGCCCGUCUCGCGCAACUCGAGAAGGAGCGCGUCGAGAAGUUCUCGGCCGAAGAGGCCAAGGCGCUGUACGGCCAAGUGCUCUCGACGCUCAUGCACGCGUGCACGGAGCGGCACGUCGAGACGGCGGCCGCCAUCGACAUGUUUAAGAGCCAUAGCCGCAAGUACGGCAACGGCGAGAUCGACGCCGCGGCUUUCUGCGACGGCAUUCUCAACGCGUUUGGGCCCAAGUUCGCGCUCACCGUCGUCCCGUCGUGCGCCAAGCUGCUGAGCGACACAACGAAGCGCCAAGCGCUGCUCCAGGCCUACGACGCGCAGCACGGAGGCUGGGAAAACGCGCUGCCGCUCUUUGAGAGUGCUGCGCCGCCGGUCGCGCCAACAACGGCUGCGGAGGCCGGCCCGAGCCGCAAGAAGGCGGCGCCCAUGCUCGUGAUUCAAGACAUCCAGCCCGUCGUCGGCGAAGAGGCGCGGCAGCUGCACCGGUCGAUCCUCGAAGCGGUGCACGCCGUCUUUGGCGGCGACCCUCAGCAAGUCAAGCUCUUUACGUCCAAAGCGCGCAAGUUUGGCAACCAGCAGCUCUCGGCGCGCGAGUUUUACGCGUAUUUGAUUGCGACGUUUGAAGGCGACUUUGUUGCGCGCCUCGUGCCGGACCUCGCGCGCCUUCUCGAAGACGCCGAGAAGCGCCACGCGCU